UUUCCUUUAUCUGUCAUAUAAACAUGGCUAUAAUAUGUUUGGAUUUGAAAACUACAUGUAUUGUUUCUUUCCUUUUGAGGAUUUUAUUCAUGUUUUUCGGUGAAUGGCAGGAUGCAACCAUGGUCUUAAAGUAUACAGACAUUGAUUAUGAGGUGUUCACUGAUGCUGCUAGACAUGUUACUAUGGGAAAUUCUCCCUAUGCCAGGGCAACUUAUCGCUACACUCCACUGCUAGCGUGGAUACUCGUGUCAAAUAUAACGAUUCAUAAAGCUUUUGGAAAACUUGUUUUUGUGGUUUGUGAUAUUCUUGCUGGAUACCUUAUCGUUUUAAUUCUGAAAAGUCAAGGAAACGCUGAAUUUAGGGCUGUUAAAUACUCUUGGUUGUGGUUCUUUAAUCCAUUAACAAUAACAGUAUCAACUAGAGGCAAUGCUGAGUCAGUUUUGGCUCUCCUCGUUCUUGCCACUUUUUAUUUUGUACUCAAAGAGCGGUCAAAUGUUUCUGCUAUAUUCUUUGGAAUUUCUGUUCAUUUUAAAAUCUACCCAAUAAUAUAUGCAUUACCACUAUAUUUAACAGUUGGAUGGUACGCAAGAGGAAAGGAAAAUACUAGACGUCAGAGAGGAAAUGGUGGUUGGUUUUCCUGUAUGAUUUCAUACGUCAUUCAUCCACAUCAGUUGAAAUAUGGACUGAUUUCUGCAUCAGUAUUUUUUGUAAUGACUGGAAGCAUGUACUUCAUAUAUGGAUACGAGUUCCUUGAGCAUACAUACAUUUACCAUUUGACAAGAAAGGAUGUAAAACAUAAUUUCUCAGUUUAUUUUUACAUGCUAUAUUUGACCAUGGAUAGCCCAUUCUCGUGGCUUAUUAGCUUACUUGCAUUUCUUCCUCAAUUCCUUCUUGUCUUUCUUUUUGGCAUCAAGUACUACAAAGAUCUACCAUUUUGUUGCUUUCUGCAGACUUUUGCCUUUGUCAGUUUUAACAAAGUUUGUACAUCACAGUACUUCCUUUGGUAUUUAUCCUUAUUUCCACUAGCGCUGCCUCAGGUAAAAAUAAAAAACUGGAAGUAUAUAAUGAUGUUAUCAAGUUGGGGAUUAAGUCAGGCCUUUUGGCUGCUGGCAGCUUAUCUUUUUGAAUUUCGUGGCUACAAUACUCUGCUGUUGGUGUGGACAGCUAGUUUAAUAUUUUUUGUUGUAAAUGUGUGGAUUCUAAAUACAAUAGUUGUUAAUCAUAUUUCGUUAGUAAAAAGGAAAAGUACAUGAAACUUUCAUUUCCA
This is a messenger RNA of Xenia sp. Carnegie-2017, 1267 nucleotides long. RefSeq names its product GPI mannosyltransferase 1-like. The transcript is spliced from 4 exons. Lineage: Eukaryota; Metazoa; Cnidaria; Anthozoa; Malacalcyonacea; Xeniidae. The coding region runs from base 24 to 1253 and encodes 409 amino acids. Gene Ontology annotation, cellular component: glycosylphosphatidylinositol-mannosyltransferase I complex; membrane. Gene Ontology annotation, biological process: GPI anchor biosynthetic process. The record is from RefSeq and is a predicted model, not a curated record. Gene Ontology annotation, molecular function: alpha-1,4-mannosyltransferase activity; GPI mannosyltransferase activity.